Messenger RNA from Fundulus heteroclitus (mummichog), 2124 nucleotides. It is a transcript of the gene gldn, whose product is annotated as gliomedin. Gene Ontology annotation, biological process: signal transduction. Lineage: Eukaryota; Metazoa; Chordata; Actinopteri; Cyprinodontiformes; Fundulidae. Gene Ontology annotation, cellular component: cell surface. The record is from RefSeq and is a predicted model, not a curated record. The coding region runs from base 198 to 1934 and encodes 578 amino acids. The transcript has 10 exons.
ACCACACAACCAACACUGUAUUUACCAGUCAGUCGUCAGAUUAGGCCACCAGGGUGGAGGGCGCAUGUUGGAGCACACUGGGAUCAUUUGGAGCCUUUAAAUGGCUUUCUUUUGAAAGCGUUUGACUACAGCCAUUUGAUUUUUGGUGCCAAUAUUUUGGACUUUCACUCCUAAUCUAGAACCAUUUUCUUCCGUGGAUGUUGAGGCAGGUUGGGGACCCUCAGAAGCGAGGCAGCGAGGUCGUAACAAUGUGGAUCCCAACACCCAGCAUGACCGUGGCACAGCGGACGGUGCUGUACGGGACGUGCGUGGUGGCGCUGGUGAACUCCGUGGGCCUCCUUGUGCUCAUGGUCCAGCAGAAUCAGCAGCGCGCGUGGCUGGAGCAGACAGAAGCGAGGCUGACAGAGGUGGAGCAGAGCUCCGUGGUGGAGUUCCUCCAGGAGGUGCCCAGAGGAGCAGCGGGGCUGCGAGCGGGCCCGGGGGACCCCUCACAGCAUCAGCUGUACUCCAGGAACAAGAGGAGCGAGGAGCUGGACAAGGGUCUGCAGCGUGAGCGUAGCCGGGAAGACGGAAAGGGGCUCCAACUGAACGAGGCCAGCCAGGAGGUCGGAGACGAGAAAGACGGGCUGAAGCAUGACCUGAAGCAUAAGCACCGGCACAGUCAGCAUUACAAAACCCAGGAUGACAUGAUGAUGAUGAUGACUUACUCCAUGGUACCGAUCAAACUGCUGGUUGACAUUUGCAACAGCACCAAGGGAGUCUGCCUGGCUGGACCGCCAGGACCACCAGGUUUGCCCGGUGCAGAUGGGUUGCCAGGCCACAAUGGGACUGAUGGCGUUCCAGGACUGAAUGGACUGCCUGGAGCUGAUGGGAAAAGGGGCAAAAAGGGACCUCCGGGUGAGAAAGGAGAACCUGGGGAAAAAGGAGAGCGAGGAGAGCCUGGUCCACCUGGAGAGGCAUAUGAAGCGUCCAAUGACGUCAUUAUUGAGGGCCCACCUGGCCCUCCUGGCCCUCCAGGACCCCCUGGACCUGUGGGACCUCAAGGACCUCCUGGGCCUCCCAGGACGAGGCACCACAGAGCAAACCUGCAAACUGCUCAUACUCUGGGGCUGUUGCACGCAGUCCCAAACGAUGAAACGUUGACGGUAAAGGAGGCUGUGAAGCUACACGAGAACCCGGCUAAGAAGAACGAGUGCCUCAUCAAGUCUCUGAUAAAUCCCAGAAACGUGGCAAAGAUGGAGAGCACAUUUGGCACCUGGAUGAAAGACACCGCUCACCUGGACGACGAGAGAAUAUGGGUGGCGGAGCACUUCUUGGGUCGGAAGCUGAAGGAGUACCAAAGCAUCGCCGCUUUCCAGAAUAACACCAGCGAGACGGUGGAUGUUAAAAAGCUUUACCAAGGCUGCGGCCACAUCGUCCACAACGGCUCUUUCUACUAUCACAUUGCUGGUACCUCCGCUAUCGCCAGAUUUGACUUGGGAACCAGGAGGCUUCACAGCCUUUCCAUCGACAACGCCUUGUACAACAACCUGACAUAUCUGCUGACAAACUCCAAGACCUACUUCAAACUGGCGGCAGACGAGAACGGCUUGUGGUUGAUAUUUGCCUCCAGAGUGGAUGAGAGCAUCAUGGUGGCCCAGAUGGACCAGAAGACCUUCUCCGUCACGUCCUACAUAAACACCACGUACCCCCGCACCAAGGCCGGCAACGCUUUCAUCGCCUGUGGCGUCUUGUAUGUCACCGACACCAAGGACGCUAGAGUCACCUUUGCUUUCGACUUGCUGAAGGGAAAGGCAGUCAAUAUGACGUUUGACUUAAGGUCUCCCGGGGACGUUUUGGCUAUGCUCUCCUACAGCCCGAAGGACAGGCACCUGUACGUGUGGGACCAGAGCUAUGUCAGGCUCUACGUGGUCCAUUACAUCUCUGAUGAGUGAUAACCACGCAGACACAACUAUUACAUCAUGCUCUCGUAGCAAAUCCCAGGUUGACAAGCCAGGCGCUACAUUUAGAAAAAAAAAAAAAAAAAAAGUUUACAGCACGUACAUACGCUAGUCUUUGUUGUCUUGUGGAACGUUCGGUCUAAAUGGGACUGAGCAGAUUUUAAAUGUGAGUUUUUCUACAGGA